AUGAGGAGAAACCACCGAAGCGAGUCUCAGAGAAGAGACCAUUCUGGAAGGAGGGCAAGCUACAACGGGUUUAUGACGCAAAAGGAGAAAGACUUUGUGGCGUCUUUCUUUGAAAGAAACAACAAAAGAAAGGAGCGCACCUUCCCCGACUUCUACACGCAGGAGAGAGUUCCCCAGCCGGAGCACAGGAGGAAAGAGGCCGAGGAAGACUCUCUGUUUGAGGGCGUGCUGGGUAUGGCCAUUCGCAGGUCGCACAAAAGCCUGACGCUCACCAGCGACAAAACCGACAGUGCAGGCGUGUUCAUAAAAAAGCUAAUAUCCCGAGGCAAAAUAGAGGAGAUCUACGACAUUCUCAACGAGGGCGAGAUUUUUACGUCGGAAGCCCCGGAGGCGCCCAGCACUGCGCCUGUUCUUGAGAAGAUAAAGGAAAUAGGCGAGGAUUUAUUUAAUAUGGAGAAGGGCCUGGCGCUGGUGGACAGGCUGCUCUUUCACGCCGGCACAAGCAACAGAGAGUACACUCGGGCUGUUCUCUCGGUUCUUGUCUCGCGGGUUCGGUACAUUUACUACACGCCCGAGCUUGGGGAGUGCAUCAGCAAGCUGGUGCCCGUGCUGAAGGAGGAGUCGGACAUUCUGAAGAUCUCGCCUGCUUUCCUCGGGGAAGCAAGCGUGGCAAACACUGCUGGCGUCUUUAUCGGGCACAUUGCUCUCCUGAUAUUUAAGAAGGACUCGCCGGACCUGUUCAGGAGUGUGUGCAGCCACAUUGCAAAAGCACUCACGGACACGGCAAUCAGCAGGCUGUUCCAAAAGACGCCAGCCUCUAUGGUGUGGCGGCUUCUUUCUGUGGCCUCCCGGAAAAUGGAGCAGCCGGAGCUUGCUGCCCUCAAGAAAAGGCUCUCCGUGCAGAUAGCAGCAGGCCUGAACAGCAGAUCCCCAACGCUCAUUGAAAACAUUCGGGCAUUCACAAAAAGAUGCCCGUAA
Nematocida major is the source of this 978-nucleotide messenger RNA. RefSeq lists its product as uncharacterized. Lineage: Eukaryota; Fungi; Microsporidia. The transcript has a single exon. The record is from RefSeq and is a predicted model, not a curated record. The coding region runs from base 1 to 978 and encodes 325 amino acids.